Panicum virgatum (switchgrass) is the source of this 8373-nucleotide messenger RNA. Its product is annotated as protein virilizer homolog. Gene Ontology annotation, molecular function: RNA binding. Gene Ontology annotation, cellular component: RNA N6-methyladenosine methyltransferase complex. NCBI's taxonomy places the organism in Eukaryota, Viridiplantae, Streptophyta, Magnoliopsida, Poales, Poaceae. The transcript has 28 exons. The record is from RefSeq and is a predicted model, not a curated record. The coding region runs from base 1457 to 8095 and encodes 2212 amino acids.
CCCGUCGCUCCUGGGCACCAAGUCCAGCUCCUGUGGUUUGCCCUCCACUCCACGGCGUCGGAGCUCGCCGGGCCUUCGGAUUUCUUCGGUCCUCGGGUCCUCCCCUCUCCCUCGUAGAGUCACAGCUCUGUGGCUCUAUCCACGUGGACUGUUUAUUGCCCACGCCGUCACGCGACACGCUGCUCCUGCAAGGCUGCAGAAGCGAGGGAUUUUGAUAUUUGGAUGAUGCUUUCAAGAUUUGACAUCGUAUCACAAUAACAUAUGAGAUCAUCUGAGUCAUUGACAUGUGGGUUAGAAUGUCAAAUCUUGAAAGGCUCAGGAACUAAAUGUCAAUUUUAAAAUUUUCUUUAGAACCAGACUUUUGUAAAGAAAAAUAUCAUGGUUUGAUUGUCAUCUUAAAAUGAUAUAUAGUGACUUGAUUCUAUGGAUUUUUUUUUAAAAAAAUAUGAAGAUCUACCUAUUAGCAAAAUCUACAUUCACACUCUAUUACCGAGAUGUACUUUUACGCACAAAAUUUUAAUAUGGGAUAUAAUAUCUAUAAACAAGUCUAUGAAAAUAAAUAUAAUCAAGUAUAUUUUUUUACUGAUGUAUAGAUCCUUACUAACAUACGUCACUCAUGUAGAAUUUUAAUUCCCAACAAACUUAUAAGUACGUGAGGAUAGUACGGGAGGUCUAUAACUUUGAAUUCUUUCUUUCUUUCUUAUUCUUAUACGAUUUAAAGUUUGUUUAUUUGAUUAUUUUCCUUCGCUUUGGUGACAAUUCAACAAGCUUCAUGUUGAUUUGUGUUUCUUAUACUAGCCAUUGAUCUAACGGUUCUGCAAGAUAUGCAGGGUGCCGUUGGGGAGAGAUGGGUAAAAAUAACAAUAUAUGUAGGUAAUACGAUCUUUGAUAUUAUGUUCAUGGUGUAUGAUGUGUAUGAGAAAGAUAGUUGGAGAUGAUAAAUAAAUUAAUAUGAUCAGAGUGUCAAAAUUUGUUAUAGUAUAUAUCAAUUCAGUAGACACCGGAUUUUCAUACGCACUCCAGGUAAACAAAUGAACCAUAGAGGAGCAGAGUAGCGGAGAUUGACACGGAGGGUUUUGGUUUGCAAGGGGGGAAAAAAAGGCAGACCGACAAGUUACCGUCUCUUGACAACGGUAAAAACAGAGAAAUGAAAGGGGGAAACUAGGAAAAGGACCGUCCCCUUCAUUGCCACGCUCCUCGGCCGCUGAACCAAACCCUCCUCUGCCACAGGCCGCCGCCGCGGCCGACUUCGUCGCUGAGGGGCUAACUGGAGCCUGUACCCCGCACGGGCUCGCUACGCUGCGAAGCCCACCUGCGGACGCUUGACGUCCCCUCUCCUCCCCUCUCGCGCUCCGGCGGGAGCUAGGGUUUUAGGCUCUGUGCCUGCUUUGGCUCGCGCAGGCGUGGCUAACGGCGACUCCAAGUCGGCCCAUCCGGGAUUAAUCGAUUCGCGGCGAUGGGCCGACCGGAGCCGGUCGUGCUGUUCGCGCAGACGAUCCUCCACUCCCAGCUAGAUGAGUACGUCGACGAGGUGCUGUUUUCUGAACCAGUUGUGAUCACUGCAUGCGAGUUUCUUGAGCAAAAUGCAGCUCCUUCUACACCAAACAUUUCCCUUGUCGGUGCUACAUCGCCACCUUCAUUUGCUUUGGAAGUGUAUGUUCACUGCGAUGGGGAGUCUCGGUUUAGGCGCCUUUGCCAGCCUUUCUUAUAUUCACAUUCUUCAUCCAAUGUGCUAGAAGUUGAGGCUAUUGUGACAAACCAUUUAGUACUGCGUGGAACUUAUCGCAGCCUCACUCUUGUAAUAUGCGGUAAUACUGCUGAAGAUCUUGGUCAAUUCAACAUAGAACUGGGUCUGGACCAUUCUCUUGCAAACAUUGUUAGCUCUCCAUCAGAGGGAAAGCUUGAGGACCUCCCACCCGCACUAUAUUCAUCCAAAUUGUCAUUUGAAGAAUCAUUAUCUUCAUUGAAACCAUUGAGUUUUCAAGCCACCGAUGUUGACCUAUCAAUUGAAGCGAAGAAUGUUUUACAUUUGACUCUUAAAAUGUACCAAAUGUCUGCUGUGGAAAAUCUUAUUCCUAACCUAAGAAGUGCAGUUAUCUCAGCUAUUUCCAAAUAUGUGACUGCUAGUACAAACCAUAUCCUACACACUUGGAAUCAAGACUUGGCAAAUGCCUCCACCAAGAGUGAUUCUGAUUCUCAGGAAAUUAACAAAAUUCUCACUGAAGCUUUCAAUGAGCUCUCUGAAAUUUGGAAAAAUGUCCAUGCUGUUGUUGACAGCAAUGAUAAUGGCUUUGCAUUUGCAGUAGAUGAGGAAUUGCCUACGACCAAGAUUCUUGUUGAGCUGUUUAAUCGAUGUUUCCCAUAUUACAAGAAUUUUUCUUUACUUGAUCUGCAAUGCCCUUCUCAGAACAAAUGGUUGGUGCUGUCUUUGAGUUUGGUUCUCCUACUAUGCUCCUCAAAGGAGAGUUGCUUUUAUUUUAUUAGUAGUGGUGGGAUGGGGCAAAUCAUUAAUCUGCUAUGUUGGAAGACACCAAAAUCUGCAGCUACCACAUUGCUUCUCCUAGGUAUUGUCGAGCAUGCUACUCGGCAUGCUUUUGGAUGUGAAGCUUUCCUGGGAUGGUGGCCGCGAACUGAUCUCAACAGUAUACCUGGUGGCAGCAGCGAUGGCUACUGCUCUUUGUUGAAGCUUCUACUGGAAAAGGAAAGGCAUGAUAUCGCCUCUCUAGCUACAUAUGUUCUACAACGCUUGCGUUUUUAUGAGAUACUAUCUAAAUAUGAGUCUGCAGUGGUCAAAGUGAUUUCUGAUCUUCCGGCUGAUAAACUUUCCACAGAUGGAGUUCCAUUUCUUAUUUCUGCUAGUGUUGAACUUGCUGAAAUGUCGAAAUUGAUAAUUUUCUGUGGUCCUAUUGAAGAUCCCUCACUAGUGGCUUCUGCUAGAAGAAUAUUUAAGUCUGAACAUUUGGAGGGCUUACUUUCAUACAAAGCGACGAUUGAUCUUAUAACUUCUUCUAAGUACAGUUUUUUGCAGUAUGAUACUGAUCAAUACUUGUUACCUCUUAUCCAGGAAAGAAGCUUUUUCCCUGUGUCAGCAGCCUUAUUGUCAUCGCCUAUAUUGCAUUUAGCAAGUGGGCCUGCUGCUGAAAUUUUGAUGGGGAUAGCAUCAUCAAUUGAAUCUAUUAUCCUCUCCCUCCUGUUUUCUCGUUCAGGGUUAUCGUUCUUGCUCAGUCAACCUGAAGCGACUGAGCUUAUCGUUCUUUCUCUUCAAGAUGCGGAAAAUGUGAAUAAAGCAGAAUGCAUAACUCUUAGACAGGCUUUUAUUCUUUUGUCAAAAGGGUUCUUCUGCCGUCCACAAGAAGUUGGGAUAAUCACGGAAUUACAUCUUAAAGUGGGAAGUGCUGCAAAUAGGAUACUCUCAGUUCCUUCUAAUUCUGAUGAACUUUUGUGGGUUCUUUGGGAACUUUGUGCAAUUUCAAGGUCUGAUUCUGGUCGGCAAGCAUUACUAGCUCUUGGGUACUUUCCUGAGGCAAUAUCAGUUCUAUUGAGAUCUCUCUCUUCGUACAAGGAUCUUGAUUCAGUCAUGGCUAAGAAUGGAGGAUCGCCUUUGGGUCUCGCAAUCUUCCAUUCGGCUGCAGAAAUUAUUGAAGUUUUGGUUGCAGACUCAACUUCUUCAUCACUUAAGUCAUGGAUUGGAUUUGCUGUUGAUCUGCACAAGGCUCUGCAUUCAUCUUCUCCAGGUUCAAAUAGGAAAGAUGCACCAACAAGGUUGCUUGAAUGGAUAGAUGCUGGUGUUGUUUAUCAGAGAAAUGGUGCAUGUGGGCUUCUUCGUUAUUCUGCAAUUCUCGCAUCUGGUGGAGACGCUCAUCUUUCUUCUGGAAAUGUGCUUGUGUCAGACUCAAUGGAUGUCGAAAAUGUUGUUGCAGAUUCAAAUAGUAGCUCAGAUGGUCAGGUCAUUGAUAAUCUUCUUGGUAAACUUGUUGCGGACAAGUAUUUCGAUGGAGUGGCCCUGUGCAGCACUUCUGUUGUCCAAUUAACAACAGCUUUCCGCAUCUUGGCAUUUAUUUCGGAUGAUAAGGCCGUGGCAUCGUCCCUUUUUGAAGAAGGUGCCAUUACUGUUAUAUACAUAGUCCUGAUGAACUGCAAGUCUAUGCUUGAGCGCUUAUCAAAUAGUUAUGAUUACCUUGUUGAUGAAGGGGCUGAACUGAGUUCUACCACUGAAUUACUUCUAGAUCGAACUCAUGAGCAAGCUAUUGUUGACCUCAUGAUUCCCUCACUUGUCUUGUUGAUAAAUCUACUUCAUAUAUUACGUGAAACGAAAGAACAAUAUCGCAACAAAAAACUUCUUAAUUCUCUUCUCCAGUUACAUCGAGAAGUUAGCCCAAGACUAGCAGCAUGUGCUGCAGAUUUAUCCUUCAUGUCUCCUACUUUUGCCGUUGGUUUUGGUGUUGUUUGCCAUCUUAUUACGUCAGCACUUGCUUGCUGGCCUUUGUAUAAUUGGGCACCUGGUCUGUUUCAUUUCCUUCUUGAAAAUGUUGAGGCUACUAAUGCGUCCAUACCAUUAGGUCCAAAGGCUGCUUUUAGUCUGCUUUGUCUUCUGGGUGAUCUGUUCCCAGAUGAAGGCAUAUGGCUAUGGAAAGUUGAACUUCCUUCACUGAGUGCCAUUAGAUCUUUGAGUACUAGUACAGUUCUAGGGCCUCAGGUGGAAAAAGAGGUGAACUGGUACUUGCAUCCUGAACAUAUAGACAUAUUACUUGUGAGGCUGACGCCACAACUUGAUAGAUUUGCUCAUAUCAUUGAUAACUUUGCUACCUCGGCCUUGAUGGUGAUACAAGACAUGCUUCGUAUUUUCAUUGUUCGUGUUGCCUCAGAGAAGGUUGAGUGUGCAGUGGUUCUUCUUCGCCCGAUAUUUAUAUGGUUAGAUGAUAAAGUUAACGAAACUUCCCUGUCAGAGAGAGAGAUAUUAAAGGUGCAUCAGUUGCUUCAGUUUAUUGUGAAAUUAGCUGAGCAUCCCAAUGGGAAGGCAUUGCUUUGGAAGAUGGGAGUAGCAAAGAUUCUUAGAAAGUUGUUACAGAAUUGUAGCAGUAUAUGCUUUUCGGAUGAUAUGACUUUUGGAAGAGCGUCCUCCAGCUCCACGAAUGAUCUAAUGCUCAAAUGGAGGAUUCCUUUGUUUAAAUCUCUUGCAUAUAUCUUUAGUAUUGACCCAUUUAAUAAUGAGAAGGCUGUUGCUGAAGAGCCCCUGAGUGAGGAAUCUGUUCACGAGUGCUCUUCUAUCAUGCGUCACCUCUUGAUGUUCUGCCAGGUUUUACCUGUCGGACCGGAAAUGUUAGCAUGUUCCCUGGCAUUCAAGGAAUUGGCUUCUUCUUAUACCUUUAGAAGUGCAGUUACUUUGAUCUUCUCACAAAUCCAUACUUCCAACAAAGAUUUUAUUGAAAAAGAUGAGAAUGACGCUAAUCGUAACUCGUCAACUGUGGAUAAUUGGAGUUGCUUUUCCUCAUUGCUUAAGUGCUGGAAGAAACUCAUAAAAAACAUUGGUUCUGAUCGACCAACAGAUUAUUUGGUAGAAACAAUUUAUUCCUUGACACUUGGUGCUAUCGCCCUCAGCCAGUAUGGUGAAAAUCUUGAGGGUCUGUUAAUAUUGAGGUAUCUAUUUGGGAUCCCUUCUGAUCCUAGUGAUUCCUUGGAAUCAUCUGGUGAGAGUCUGAAUGAGAUUGCAUCAUUCUUGAAGACAUUUGAAGAGAAGAUAUGCCAGGGCCUUGAAAAUUCGAAGACUUCUGUUCGAAAGUCCUUUUUACCCCAGGUACUGAAUUCGAUCAAAUUACUAUGCUCAAUUCUUGAGAAUUCUGGGCUAUGCACAGAUUCAGUUCAGAUGGUUCUUGAAGAAGGCACAGACUCAUCGUCCAAAGUUGCUCGCUCUGUUGUGAUGACAGCUCAUCUAAUGCCAUCUCUAGUCGAUGUGCCAGUAAAUGAUGAAUCUCCUUUCCUCUUUUCCAAUGCUUGGAAGGUUCUUGUUGAUUCAGAAGAGCCUGUUGACUGCCAAGAGGGUGAAUUUGCAAAGAGACUGGUUUGGGAGUUGCCUGAUUCUUCUGAUAGACAGCUAAUGCCUGGCCAAUCUGCCAGGAGGAAAUUGGUCUUGGGAGAGAAUGGAAGUAGGCGUGCAAGGGACAAUCAAGUACCUGAACCAACUGGACAGUUCUCUCGAGGUUUAAAUACAACCAAUGCUUCUUCAGGGCAUACACGCAGAGAUACUUUCCGUCAGCGGAAACCAAACACAAGCAGACCACCAUCAAUGCAUGUAGAUGACUAUGUUGCAAGAGAGAGAAACAUAGACGGUGCAAGUAGCGCAUCAAAUAUUGUGAACUCUACUCCACGUGGAACACUUAGUGGAAGGCCUCCAUCCAUUCAUGUUGAUGAAUUUAUGGCAAGGCAGAGGGAACGUCAAAAUCCUGUGCCUGCCUCAACUGGAGAUGCACCUCAAGUAAAAAGUCAGACAAGUUUAGAUGACAAUCUCCGUGCUAAGCCAGACAACACACGUCAGCCCAAGGCUGAUCUUGAUGAUGAUCAGGAAAUUGAAAUCGUCUUUGAUGAGGAAUCUGGUUCAGAUGAUAAACUUCCUUUCCCUCAACCAGAUGAUAGUCUCCAAUCACCACCUGUCAUAAUUGGGGAAAAUUCUCCAGGUCCCAUUGUUGAGGAGACAGAAAAUCAGGAAAAUGGAAGAAUUCCCUUUUCUCAGAGGGCCACAUCACUCCAAAAGGAUGAUGAAAGUCCUGGUGUUGACCUUUCUUCUCAGACAGCAAUGCUUUCAGAAGCUAAUGAUCCUUCGGAACGAAAAUAUUCAGUUCCUAGCCCAGAUAAGAAUUCUUUCCGUGAUCAUGUUUCUCCUAUUAGUGUAUCGGGGAGAUCGUCUGCACAAGCAGCUCGGCAACAAUCAUCUCGCAGUAGAUAUGAGAAAAGAAGUCCACAGAAGUUUUCUGACACUUCUCUGUCAAGUGGAUCCCAUGGGCAUGAGCAUAGACAUUCCAAUAACCAUCCACCUCUGCCACCCAUGCCACCUCCAAUUUCAUCCAUGCCCUCACAAAAUUCCGAUUUAGUUAAUAGGCAGUCAUCUUCCUAUAGUUCUAGAGAUCGACCAACACCUAAUGCUUCUGGUUAUCCUACACAAUCGUUUGACACUAGUAUGCCUAGUGCUUUCACAGGCCAUCAGGGUCAAACUCAAUAUAUGCUUGCGGGUUCUGGUGGUUCACCAUUGAAUGAUUUACCCAAUGCAGACGCCAAGCUUUUAUGGAACACAUUUCCAGUAAAUAGGAUCCCUUUGGAGACCUUCAGCUCUGGUCUAUCUGCUCGACCGAUGCCACCUCAACCUUAUUCAGCUGUGGUUACUCAACAUGCUACGAUUAGCUCUAGCUCUCCAGCAACACUGUAUAACCAAAGCAGUGUUGUCCAGCCUUCACCAACUGCUCCUAUUAUAAGUGAUUCAAAUUUAGGCAUGAACUCUGCAUCUGGCAGCAUGCUUGCAUCAAAUAUGUUGCCUUCAUUUGCAUCACAAUUUCUGAUGGGUAGGCCUUCUAUGCCUACUUCAUUUUUCGGCACGCCUCUUCCACAAGUACAACUCUCAUCUGCUCUUCCACAAAAUAUUUCUAAUUCUCAGCCUUCUGUCUCCUCAGUACAACCACGGCCACCUCCACCCCCACCACCACCUCAGCAGCCACAUCCUUCUCAGACACUCCAACAACUUGGCGCUAUGCAACUGCCACAGCAAGAACAGCCUCUAUCAUAUCCACAGAGUGCUAUCUUGCCGCAAGUUCCAUUGCAGUUUCCUAACCAGCUACCCAUUCCUCAGCUACAAUUGUAUCACCAGAGCCAGCAGGAAUCUACGCAAGCUCUGAGGCAAGCUGGGGAACAAUCACAACUUCAGAACCAGAAUGUGCAAGGUGAUAGUUUCUCUCAACAGCAGCAAGACUCAGGGAUCAACUUAAACCAGUUCUUUUCAUCUCCAGAAGCCAUUCAGAGUCUACUUAGCGAUCGAGAGAAGCUCUGCCAACUUUUGGAGCAGAACCCAAAACUCAUGCAAAUGCUUCAGGAUCGCAUAGGCCAGUUGUAGCCACUGUGGGCAGCGCUGUUGUGAAGCUGACAUGUGACAUCUAAUGCUGGAUCUAUUGCUAAGGUGUUCUGUUUUUGGCUAGAGCUGUAGCUUAGUACCUAGAAGAUGAGUACUGCUGCCUUGCUAGGCACGGAAAUGUAUGCCCAUGUAGCCCAUGUACAUACAUUAUUCGUCUGUAAUCCUGUGUAAUAUGUGAAUAUUUGUAACUUCAGUGCAUGUCGUAAUUUGUCGUUUGAAACGUUGAUGCUGCUGAUUAGCUGCUGCUAGUUUUGACGUUC